AUGGAUCAGCCGUACGGUCCGAUCCCAAUCGAGUGUCUUUUUGUACCGAAAAAGCUGUACUCGAGAUAUAUGGUGACGCAUGCCGUAAAGCGUCGUAUUACGAGCAGUGCACUGAGUUCCUCUGCGGUCAAGGGUCUCGAGGAGCUGAUUCUCCAGAACGUCCGGUGGUCCAUCCAGGCCAGUUCCGCUGAUCGCCACAUUCUGGAUCUGAUGUCUUUGGGAACCAGCGGCAUCAAUCUCACGGGCCAUAUGCCAACCAUUCUAAAAUCGAGACUAGAUCAGAUUUGCUUCCCUUCGUUAGUCAAAGGUGUGCAGGAACUCUUCGACUUAUCCGCAGCCCAGUCUAUGUGGCGUGUCGCACAAGAUCCCUCCACGCUGCCAAACAGAGAUCUCUUCUCCGCCUUGCUUGACGCCCGGGACCCGGAGACUGGUAUCCUUAUUGUUACAGGUUCAGACACUACCGCCACUACCAUAACCGCCACUUUGUUUUAUCUACUGCAUAACAAGCAACAAUACGCUCGUGUUCAACCCGAAGUAGACAAUGCAUUCAGCGGGAUCAGCACUACAGACGUGGAAGCCAUUCGAAUUAGCCCUGCACUUAACAGCUGCUCCUUUCUCUUCGCCUGCAUCAAUGAAUCCAUGCGACUUUCACCACCACUCGGUGGAAUUUUGCCUCGUGAAGUACUGGCGGGAGGCUUAGAGGUUGAUGGGGGCCGCUACUAUGUACCCGCAGGCACAGAUGUGGGUGUGCCCACCUACGCACUCCACCACACAGCCGAAUACUGGCCCGAGCCCUAUGAGUUCCGCCCAGAGCGCUGA
This is a messenger RNA of Penicillium odoratum, 819 nucleotides long. RefSeq lists its product as uncharacterized. NCBI's taxonomy places the organism in Eukaryota, Fungi, Ascomycota, Eurotiomycetes, Eurotiales, Aspergillaceae. Gene Ontology annotation, molecular function: oxidoreductase activity, acting on paired donors, with incorporation or reduction of molecular oxygen; iron ion binding; heme binding. The record is from RefSeq and is a predicted model, not a curated record. The transcript is spliced from 3 exons. Bases 1 to 819 code for a protein of 272 amino acids.